Messenger RNA from Lethenteron reissneri (Far Eastern brook lamprey), 3056 nucleotides. RefSeq names its product 5'-nucleotidase domain-containing protein 3-like. The record is from RefSeq and is a predicted model, not a curated record. Lineage: Eukaryota; Metazoa; Chordata; Hyperoartia; Petromyzontiformes; Petromyzontidae. Gene Ontology annotation, molecular function: 5'-nucleotidase activity.
GAGAGAGACACACACACAGAGAGACACAGAGAGAGACGGAGACACACACACAGAGAGACACACACAGACAGAGAGACACACACAGAGAGACACACACACAGAGACAGAGAGAGACAAAGACACACACACAGAGACACACACAGACAGAGAGACACACACAGAGAGACGCACACACAGAGACAGAGAGAGACGGAGACACACACAGAGAUACGGAGACACGCACACAGACAGAGAGAGACACACACAGAGACGCACACACACACACACAGACAGACACACACACACAGAGACACACACAGACACAGAGAGACACACACAGAGAGACACACACACACAGACACGCUCUAACGCACACUCACCGAUACACGCGAUCCACCCCACACACACACGCUCAGCGUCACCACUCACCAACACUCGGUGCACCGCACUUCCUAUCAGCACCGCCGGCGACGUACGGUGCGAAAGAAGUUCGCCGUACAUUCCAUGCGACACUCGAUCCACGGCACUCCCCAAGUAAUACUGCAAGUACUUAACGCGCACACAGACCGACACACGCGCACACAACCUCAUCCACACCCACAUAGGCCGAAAGCACACACACACGCAGACUCGUAAAUGCGCCCUCGUUCCACUCACAAACCCUCACUUAGCUCGGACACGCUCCCAUAAUAGCCCGCUUGACUGGGCUACGUACGGUGCGAAAGAAGUUCAACGCACACACACAGACACACAGGCGCGCUUGCUCCCCUACACCAUCACGGAUCUCAGCGAGUCGUCAUGCCCUCUGUCGGAGCACUUCGUGCCGUCUACAGGACGGCAGCUGUCAGGAGCUGUCACAUCUUGAGCGUGGCCACUGGCGGCGGUGGGCACUCUUCCGACCACGUGUCCAGCACCCAUCACCAUCAACAUCAUCACCACCAACAUCAGCAGAGGAAUUACCAUUGCCAUCAACAUCAGCAGCAACACAAUGGCAACAACCACCACUACUGUGGACACAUUCACCAGCAGACACGAAUGCAGAGCCGUGGCUCCGGUCUCGUCGGCACUGGUGGCCCCAUGGGGCAAUGCCCCCACGUCAGCCCGUUCACGUCCUACUCGACCCCAAUGGCAGAAGGUGGAGGAGGUGGUGGUGGAGGUGGUGGUGGAGGUGGUGACGACAUGACAGCCCCGCAGCAGAAGCCAGAGUUCCUGAGGCAGCAAUACGCGCGGCUCAAGCACGUGGUCAGCGAGAUGGUGCCCCCCACGAUCUGCCAAGCCCAAAGCGCGUCCUCCAUCUUCGCCAACAACGAGCUGAGCCUGGCGAGCGUGCAGGUGUACGGCUUCGACUACGACUACACGCUCGCAUUCUACUCCAACGAGCUGCACGCCAAGAUCUUCAGCACCGCCCUCGACAUCCUGCUGUCCGAGUACAAGUACCCAGAGGAGCUGCGUGCCUACACAUAUUUGCCGGGCUUUGCCAUCAGGGGUCUUCACUACGAUGUCCAGAAGGCUCUGCUCAUGAAGAUCGACGCGUUCCACUACAUCCAGCCGGGCACCGUGUACAGGGGCCUGAGCCCCGUGUCGGAGGAGGAGGUUCGCUCGCUGUACGACGGCACGCACGUCCCACUCGACCAGAUGAGCGACUUCUACGGCAAGGGGAGCUCCAUGAAGCAGUUCAUGGACAUCUUCUCGCUGCCCGAGAUGAUGCUGUUGUCCUGCGUGAACGACUACUUCCUGAGCAACAACAUCGACUACGACCCCGUCCACCUCUACAAGGACGUGACGGAUUCGGUGAAGGAUGUCCACACCAGGGGAGUGAUGUACAAGCUGAUUGAAAAGGAUCUCGAGCGCUACAUCCUGCACGGCAAGGAGACCCACGACAUCCUCCACAAGUUGACCGCCAGCGGCAAGAAGCUCUUCCUCAUCACCAACAGCCCCUUCAGCUUCGUCGACAAGGGCAUGCGGUACAUGGUGGGGAAGGACUGGAGGGACCUCUUUGACGUGGUCAUCGUGAAGGCCGACAAACCGAGCUUCUUCAACGACAAGCGGAAACCGUUCCGCCGGCUGGACGCGCAGGGUGGACUCCAGUGGGACCGCAUCACGGCUCUGCACAAGGGCGAGGUGUACAAGCAGGGCAACCUGUACGAGUUCAUGCGGCUCACGGGCUGGGUGGGCUCCCACGUGCUCUACUUCGGGGACCACAUCUACAGCGACCUCGCGGACCUGACGUUGCGCCACGGAUGGAGGACGGGCGCCAUCAUCCCGGAGCUGCGCGACGAGAUCAACACCAUCAACUCGGCCGAGUAUACGCGCCAGCUCACCUGGCUGCAGGCGCUCACGGGGCUCAUCGACCGCAUGCAGGUUUACCGGAGCCCCGAGUGCCUCGAGGUCGUGCAAGAGUGGGACCGUGAGCGCCAGGAGCUCCGAACGGUGACCAAGAGCCUGUUCAACCCCCAGUUCGGCAGCCUGUUCCGCACGCACCAGAACCCGACGUACUUCAACCGGCGGCUGUCGCGCUUCGCCGACGUCUACAUGACGUGCGUCAGCUGCCUGCUCAACUACGACCUGCAGCACACCUUCUUCCCGCGCCGGGCGCCGCUGCAGCACGAGGCGCCGCUCUGGCUGGACCAGCUGUGCAUCGGCUGCCUGGGACUCCCACGCCGGGAGACGGUCGCCGCCGCCGCCGCCGCCGUGGCCGCCGGUUCUGCCGCCGCGACGCAGCAGGAGCGGCAGUGACGGGGCGCUCGGUCCGCAUGUGGUCGGCAUGAGCGUUAGCGUGCGAGCGUGAGUGUGAGUGUGAGCAUGAGCGUGAGCGAGCGUGAGUGUGAGCGUGAGUGUGAGCGAGUGUGAGCGUGAGCGAGCACGAGCGCGAGUGUGAUCGAGCGUGAGCGUGAGCGAGCACGAGCGUGAGCGUGAGUGUGAGCGAGCGUGAGCGAGUGUGAGCGAGUGUGAGUGUGAGCGUGCGAGCGUGAGCGCGAGUGUGAGCGAGUGUGAGUGUGAGCGUGCGAGCGAGCGCGAGUGUGAGCGAGUGUGAGCGUGAGCGAGCGCGAGCGAGCGCGAGUGUGAGCGAGCGCGAG